GCGCGAACACGGAACAGCUGUGGAACCUUGCUUGCGCGGUAGACUCGCUUGGUCUCGCUCGAGAACGGCCGGUAUCUGAAAUCACCUGUCGUGUAUGAAGAAGUAACGCUAUGAUAGAAGUCACGAAUGAAAAUUUCAACGAGGUGUAUCCGCGUCUGGAGGACGCGUUGAGAAACGCGAGUUUCAUAGCGAUCGACGGGGAAUUCACGGGUAUAGAGGGUGACGAUGCGAAGAACAGCCUGUUCGACUCAAUCCACGAGCGCUACGAGAACAACAGGAGCCACAUUCAGCCGUACAUAAUAAUCCAAUUUGGCAUCUCGACGUUCCAGCGGGUCCACGACAAGAACAAGUACGCCGUGGAGACCUUCAAUUUCUUUCUGCUGCCCAGAUCUAUUCCCUCGAAGAACAGACAGUUUCUGUGGCAGGUUGCAGCGUUGGAGUUCCUUACCAUAUAUGAUUUCGACUUCAACAAACUUGCUUAUCAAGGCAUUUCGUACCUUGAUCAGGUCGACGAGGCAAUCUUACAGCAACAGCUACAAAACAAAACAUUGUUCCAAAAUGUGGCCCGGUCGAUCUCCUACGAAGAGGAUGAUAACUUUAACGAUGUGGUUGUUAAAAUAAUAAAAUGGCUGAGUACAGCUAGCGAUGAAACAGACUCGUUUAAAAUUGAGUCCCCUACUCCGAAAUUUCAAUAUUUUAUACACAAAGAAUUGAGAAAACGUUUUCCAAAUAUUUGGACUUUUUCUGAAAACAAUACGGUAACUGUAAUUAAAGUGCCACCGGAGUCGAGAGUAAUUUUGGAACAGGAAGAAGGCUCCAUAUUAGAAAAUGUAUUGCUCGAGUCGUACAUAGGUUUUUCAAAAGUAUUCAAGCUUUUAGUUAGCUUGAAAAAACCUAUAAUUGCACAUAAUUCUUUUUUGGAUUUUAUGUUUGUGCAUCAACAAUUUUAUAAGCCAUUACCACAAAAAUAUAUUGAUUUCAAGAAUAAUAUACAUCAACUGUUUCCAACAAUUUACGACACUAAACACUUAAGCUUCGAACUGAGAGAAAUUCUCAAAACAGAAGAAAAAUGGAAAGUUAAUACUUUAAGUGGUCUAGUAAAUUAUUUUACAGAAGCACUAGGAAAACAUGCGGUGCUUGGGUCGCCUGUUAUUAGUCUCGCAACAAAUUCAGGCGAAUUAGAUGUUUCAAGUAUCACUUCCGACAAUAAGAAAUAUCACACUGCGGGAUGGGAUGCUUUCUUUGCCGGUUACAUAUUUAUCAAAAUGGCUCAUAUGUUCACUGUAAAGCAAUAUAACCAAAGUUUAAUUUCGAAGGAGUUUACGCAUACAGAAUUAAUAAAUAGCGUAAAAGGUUAUGCAAACUGUAUCAAUAUCAUACGUGGAAGUACAUCACAUUUGAGUUUUGUCGGGCCUGAACCUAAAUCGACGCGACCAAAAUGGCUUUAUGUGAAAACGUUAUCGUCGAGUCCGAUAACAGCCUCACAGAUAGCUGAAGCAAUGUCGAAGUUUGGCGCGGUUGACGUAAAACAAUACACACCGAAGCGCAUGUUAGUUGCAGUUGCAAAUCACGGAAGCGCACGGGACAUACUGCGGCACUUCAAGCAAAACCCGGAGCUGUACGUGGUACCUUACAAUCCGAUCCGGCACUCACGCUCGGUCCAACUUCUCCUGUGGAGCAGCAUAGUCGUUUCCGGCGGGAUUGUCGCAUGGGUGCUACAUCAGAAGUUCCAAAGAAGUUCUUAAACAAACUGUAAAUAUUCGUUUAACGCACAGCAACGAAAAUUUAAAGUUUUAGAUAUAUUUUUAGUCUUCAUGGCUUCCGGAUGAUUUUAGAUAUAUUUUAUAUAAAAAUUACUGUCUAUCAAAUUUGGAUAAAAGGUUAAACGAUUUAAGACGCGUUACGAGAGAAGAAUAAUUUUUUUUCAAUAGUAAUAAAAGACAACGCGACUCCGUAAUUA
This is a messenger RNA of Vollenhovia emeryi, 1960 nucleotides long. RefSeq names its product poly(A)-specific ribonuclease PARN-like domain-containing protein 1. The transcript has 12 exons. The record is from RefSeq and is a predicted model, not a curated record. The coding region runs from base 111 to 1745 and encodes 544 amino acids. Gene Ontology annotation, molecular function: poly(A)-specific ribonuclease activity; RNA binding. Gene Ontology annotation, biological process: nuclear-transcribed mRNA poly(A) tail shortening. Gene Ontology annotation, cellular component: cytoplasm; endoplasmic reticulum. NCBI's taxonomy places the organism in Eukaryota, Metazoa, Arthropoda, Insecta, Hymenoptera, Formicidae.